Messenger RNA from Hibiscus syriacus, 1189 nucleotides. RefSeq names its product abscisic acid 8'-hydroxylase CYP707A2-like. The record is from RefSeq and is a predicted model, not a curated record. The transcript has 7 exons. The coding region runs from base 491 to 1174 and encodes 227 amino acids. Gene Ontology annotation, biological process: abscisic acid metabolic process; sterol metabolic process. NCBI's taxonomy places the organism in Eukaryota, Viridiplantae, Streptophyta, Magnoliopsida, Malvales, Malvaceae. Gene Ontology annotation, molecular function: heme binding; (+)-abscisic acid 8'-hydroxylase activity; iron ion binding.
UCUUUUGUUUCUUUGCUUCAAUAUUGUUCAUUCUCCCCUACCAUUCUCUCCGUAGGUUCUUCAAAUCCAAUCGCCGUCAAUAGUCGCUCCCUCCCGGAACUCUCGGUUGGCCUUACAUCGGAGAAACCUUCCAGCUCUACUCUCAAAACCCAGAUGUCUUCUUUUCUUCCAAGCAGCAAAGGUAUGGCUCCAUAUUCAAGACACAUAUACUAGGUUGUCCUUGUUAAUGAUGUCCAGCCCCGAAGCUGCCAAGUUCGUGCUGCUCACCAAAUCUCAUAUCUUCAAGCCAACAUUCCCCGCAAGUAAAGAGAGGAUGCUAGGCAAACAAGCCAUCUUCUUCAGCCGAGGACAGUACCAUGCCAAGUUGAGGAAGCUUGUUCUUCGUGCCUUCAUGCCCGACGCCAUCAAAUAAUCGGUUCUGAACAUCGAAUCCAUCGCCUAACAUUCCCUUCGACCAUUGGAAGGCCGCCUCGUAAAAACUUUCCAAGAGAUGAAAACAUACGCAUUUAAUGUUGCCCUGCUAUCGAUAUUCGAAGAGGAUCAAGUGGUUUACCGGGAAGAUCUGAAAAGAUGCUACUACGUUCUCGAGAAAGGAUACAACUCGAUGGCGAUCAACCUCCCCGAUACACUUUUCAACAAAUCAAUGAAAGCGAGGAAUGAGAUUGCCCGGAUUUUAGCUGAAAUCAUAUCGACCAGGAGGCAAAUGAAACCGGAUUGCAAUGACUUGCUCCAGUCUUUCAUGAGUGAUAAAGAAGGCCUCACCGACGAACAAAUCGCCGACAACAUCAUCGGUGUUAUUUUCGCUGCUCGCGACACCACUGCCAGCGCAUUGACGUGGAUAAUUAAGUAUCUGGGAGAAAACCCCAGCGUUCUUCAAGCCAUCACUGAGGAACAAGAGGCCAUAAUGAGGGGCAAAGAGGAGCAAAAACUGAGUUGGGAAGCUACAAAGAAGAUGCCCAUAACAUCUAUGGUGAUUCAGAAGACGCUUAGGGUUGCUUCCAUUUUAUCUUUUACCUUCAGAGAAGCAGUUGAAGAUGUUGAAUAUGAAGGGUAUCUAAUACCAAAGGGAUGGAAAGUGUUACCACUAUUUAGAAACAUUCACCACAGCCCAGAAAUCUUCCCAGAUCCCGAAAAGUUCAAUCCCUCAAGAUUCCAGGUGGCAUAUGGUGGGUAGUAACAGCGGGAUACA